Molecule: messenger RNA, 1027 nt
Organism: Pelagomonas calceolata
Lineage: Eukaryota; Pelagophyceae; Pelagomonadales; Pelagomonadaceae
Source: the annotation of a GenBank genome assembly
GCGGUGACCUCAUGCCUGCACUGCGCAAUCUUGGCAAUCGUACGCCCCCGGGAGACCCUUUCGCAAAGGGUGAGGCUCGGCUCCGGGACCCCACAGUACUUGACAGCUAGCGUGUGCAACGGCGCAGCGUAACUCGCUUCAGAAAGCAUCCUUGGACAGCAUCUAAUGGACUAGAUCCCUUUUGUGCCCAUACUCCUUUGCCUGCUCUAUACAUAUUGCCCUUUGUUCAUUAAAGAUGCAUGUUUUUACUCUACUGGCGUUUCUCCUGCCAGUGACAGCGCUGCGGCCCAAUGGGCGCCGCUCAACGUACACGCGCCGCUCGGCGGACGCCAUCACGUUCCCGCAGCGAGAUUUCAUCGGCGAUCUUGGCGCGCGGUACCAGCAGCUCGUUAAGGAUCACUACGUGCCGAUGGCCUGUUUACAAGCCGCGGUGCUAGCGGGCGGCGCCGACAUCGCCACCCAAACCCUCGAGCAUGCGCAAGCUUUAGAUUACUCUCAUGUGGCAGCCAUGUCCACCGUCGCGUCCACAAUGUCCGGUGGUGCGAACGCCGUCUGGCUCCGCAUGCUCGAGGAUAAGUAUCCGGGCCGCGAGACCGACGCGAUAUUUAAAAAGACGAUGAUCCACGCCGUCAUCCUCGCGUCGAUUAUCAACAGCGCGUACCUCGCCGGCGUGCCUGCCCUCACGGACAUCUAUUCCUCGGGAUUACCGAUCACGGAGGGCGUCGAGGGCUGGACGGUGCCCGAAUUUAUCACGUUGACCAAGCUCGAGGUCUGCAUGUUCAUCCCGUACAACACGCUCGCCUUCUCCUUCGUGCCGCCGCGCGUCCGGCCGCUGACGCACGCCAUGGUCUCGGCGACGUUCAACGUCGCCGUGUCGGCCGUGACGCUGGGCUACUGGGACGCCUGGGUGCGCGGCGCGGCGCACCUCGCCCACCUGAACUAGCGCACGAGAUUGCGCUCCCCUUCCCCCAACCAACAAAAAAAGUAAGGAAUGUAAACGUUAUCCCAAAAUGAUUACCCAGGAAGA